Molecule: messenger RNA, 440 nt
Organism: Scheffersomyces stipitis CBS 6054
Lineage: Eukaryota; Fungi; Ascomycota; Pichiomycetes; Serinales; Debaryomycetaceae
Gene: RPP2A
Product: ribosomal protein P2 alpha
Exons: 2
Coding region: 13-342 (109 amino acids)
Biological process (GO): translation; cytoplasmic translational elongation
Cellular component (GO): cytosolic large ribosomal subunit; ribosome
Molecular function (GO): structural constituent of ribosome
Source: RefSeq, a predicted model, not a curated record
AAUUAUACAAAAAUGAAAUACUUAGCUGCUUACUUAUUGUUGGUUAACGCCGGUAACGCCACACCAUCUGCCGCUGACAUCAAGGCUGUCUUGUCUGCCGCCGAUGUCGAAGUCGAAGAAGAAAAGGUUGAAAAGUUGAUCGCUGAAGUUGAAGGCAAGACUGCUGAAGAAUUGAUCGCUGAAGGUAACGAAAAGUUGUCUUCUGUCCCAACCGGUGCUGCCGCUGGUGCUUCUGCUGGUGCCGCUUCCUCUGGUGCCGUUGCCGAAGAAGCUGCUGAAGAAGCCGCUGAAGAAGAAAAGGAAGAAUCCGACGACGACAUGGGUUUCGGUUUGUUCGAUUAGAGAAACAAUAUGCUUCUUUUACGUCAUUACAUCCUCCUUAAUAUAUAUUAGUUUUACGUCCAACGUCAAAUGAUUGUAUAAUAAUAGAAUACUUCAUU